AUGGAUUGCUCUUCGUCGACUUUCUCCGAAGGGCCUUCUCUUAAUGCGACAGUAGAGUGUUACAACGUUCCCCAGGCCAUCGUCGGAACAAGGUUCUUACCAAAAAGUUUCUAAAAUAUUGAUGUUAUUGACGAGUCUAUUAAUUUUUUACUCUUAUAAUCGGUGUCGCACCAGAAAAAAAAACUUUUUUCUUUUUUCAAGCCUCAUCUUUCAGGCUUUGCUCAGUUGUGAUCGAGAUUAGAACAUCGCCUGUGCUUUCAGAGGUAGUCUCAUGUACACUUUAUCUGUUUAUUUUCUAUUUGUAGGUGGUGGUAACAUCGGAGAGCGAUCCUACAAUUUUCUUCCGAGGAAACACUUCCAUCCAGGACUGUCAACUACUCAAAGGAAAUCUUCUUGAGCUCAGAAAGGAGAGGGAGAACAGCUUCAGGUUUCCAUUUAUCGUCAAUUUCAAAUUUCAAAUAUAGUUUCAUCUCAUGAAAUCAAUUUUUAAUCUUUUUGAGACAAGAAGCUUUUUCUUCAAGAUCUUCCGAAAAAAGUUUUACCAUUCGAAAUUACGUUUUUGCCACCUUCUUCAAAAAAAUCGGGUGUAAUGACUGGAUUUUAUUCACUGAGAGUUCAAAAAAAUAAAUUUUUUUUCAUGCUCUCUACCUGCAUCUUUUUUUUCUUUUGAAUAAGUUAUUUGCAGCUCUGCGGUUCCGAGAAUCGAAUAUUGUUCAGAUGGGGUGAACUGUUCUCUCAUAGUGGAAUGGAUCCCGAAUAUUGUUACAGUAAGACUCAUGCGACCAUCUACGGAAGAAAUAUCGGCCCAUCUUCUACAAGAAUUUACGAAAUUGAAGGUUUGCUUGGAAGAUUUACUUUUUAACAAAAUCUUCAUCAGGGUACCUUACGAGAGGAAAAGAAAGCAAAAGAGCAAAUAAAAUCGCAGCUUGAAAGAUCUGAGGAGCGUCUUUUAGCGGUGACCUAAAAGUUUAUCAAGGAAAAUAAAACUGGAACUUUCAGCUUGAAAAGGAAUGUAGCUGGCAGUUGAAGCAAAUCGAGUUAUUGAGUAUGUUGCUGAAAACCACUUCGAGUUAGUUUUUUUUUGUCUACUUGUUUUAUUUCGAAAACACCAAAAGUUCAGACACUGCGCCCCCAAAGGCUUCUUAUCUCGCGCAACAAGGUUUCAACGGCUCUCUACAAAAGUCUCCGACUCGUUCGGAGUCUCUUGCUGGAUAUAGCUGUUCUGAGAGCAGCGCUUCCUGUUCGUACGACUCGGCUCCUGUCAAAAGCAAUUAUUUCGCGGUAAUUAUCAAUUUUUGUCAUGCAUAGUACACCUGCUUACUUUUUAGGUAAUCUUUUUUUAGUUAGAGGCCCCCUUCUGGAUAGAGAAAGUUCAGUUUAAAAAAGUUUUCUUCUGUUUGAAAGAACGGCUGUAGAACAUACGAUGAUAUUGCGCUGAAAGUCUUUCAAUUGAUUUUUUCUUUCUUUAAGUUUUGUAGCUACGCAUCACCACUAUCGAAUGAUCAUCGAUCGAUUCAGGUGAUCAAAAAAGCGUGCAGAACUUCGGAAAACGUUUGUGACGUUGUCAGGUCGGACGAGAGGGAAGAAGAAGUGGAAGAACAGAGUGCGGAGUGUUCGGAAGACGAACAGAGCGGUGGGUAAACUUUUUUGAAGGCGAAUUCGUUUUUGUAGAUGUAGUGAAAAAAGAAGCUGACGGUGAUCUACACAACGACAUUGAAACGCAAUCAGAAGACGCGGGACGGAAGCUUCUUUUCGAUUCUGCUGCAGAAGGUUUGGAAGAUCCCGGAACGUCUUCCUCUCGCUCCGGCGACGGGAUCGCUGGAACCUCCCUGGCUCAGUUUUCAUCAACUAAAAAAUCUCAGGUUUUUUUUUCUUUUUUGUUUUGGACUUUGUCCGCGAAUGUCCUCAAAGUUAAAAAUGAAAUCAUGUAUAUAUUCAUAUUUUUAUUGAGUUUCAAGUUAAGGACGUUCUCGUUGGCGUGGCACAGUAUAUAUUAUGUCAACUGUGUCCAGAAGACAAUCAAAAAAUAGAAGAUAUAGAAACGCACUUUCUCACUCAACACGUCGACCAGGUUUGUAAUUUUUUCUCAUUUUAUAUCUCUGAAUGUCCUCCAGUCGCUCCAAAAGUGUUAAAAAACUUUAGAGGUGUGUAAAUAUGUUUAUCUCUUUGAAGUUUUCAAAUCGAAAAGGAUUUCUGCUCGAAUUGUUUUUAAACAAUCGUUUAGACGAAACAACAGUGCGAAGCUUGUCCUUCGGAACCGCAGACGAACAUGAUUCAGCACAUGAGGAUACACACUAAUAUGUAGGAUGACUUUUCCGUAUUUUCAACAACCACCGUUUGAGGAUCUACGCGUGCCAGUAUUGCGGAAAGAAAGGCCGAAAAAACUUCCUCAAAUCGCACAUCAGAAAGCAUACGGGUGAAAAACCCUUCGAGGUGAUUUCUUCGUGUUUUUUUUGGAUGGUACGAAGUUACUAUUCCGAACUGAUGGCUAAAAUGUGGAAUUUGACGAGAUUAAACUUCUAGAUUUUUUCUGAUUUUUUGAAAUUUUCUUUUUUCUUGUUCAUCAUCAAAUCAUUUAUUUCGUUCCUUUAUUCAGAUGGGCGGUGGAAAAUUACUUAAAAAGCCGUAUCCAACAACCGCCCUUGGCGAAUUGGACGUUAAAACGUGUAGUUGAUCAAGUUCAAAGCACGGUCCUAAAAUUUUUCGCCUCGUUCUUCUCCGCGUAGUCCAUCAAAUUGCGCCUUGACGAGCUCAUAACUGUCACAAAUUUCCACCAAGACUUAACUGAUCUCAAUUUUUUUUACUCUCACUUUUUUUCUUUAUUCAAAUUGUAGAUCGAAUUGAACUUGUUGGGGUUCACACUGAUCUGAAAUUAUUAUUAUUAAAAAAUGAGGGUGUAACCCGCAGUCAACUCCGAAAAAAGUGAACUUUUCGAUGAUGUUUUCGGUGCACCCCGCGUUGGACAUGGAUGGGGUGCGCCCCUGUUGCAACCGGUCGGCACUUGGAGCUAAACGGGGUAAACCCCUGCUUACACUGCAUGGUGCACCGAGAGUUCGACGCGGGGUGCACCGCAACUUUUGUUAGAGAAUGUAGCGGAUCUUGUGCUGGAGCCAAGAGACCGUGCUCUAAAUAGGGAACGUUUUUUUUCCGAGUUAUGAAGCUUCAAAGUACGUAAAAUACGCGAAUUAGGCCAAAAAUAUUCUAUUUUAAGCUGUUGAAGCUCCAUAACUCGGAAACAAGAUCUAUUGCGAAAAACUUUCCCCAGUAAGUGGAAGCCUCGAAAUGAGAGCAACCACUUCUAGUGAAGACCACACCGAAAUUUUGUGCAUGUAAUAAGCCGGUGGUUUAGUGUGAGAUGUGCAGCCGGGCGUUCUCCGAUCGGUCGACGUUGCGACGUCAUCUGCUGGUCCAUUCCGGCGAGAAGAAGCACACGUGUCCCAUUUGCGGCCGCGGCAUCGCCCGUAAAGACAACGUUAAAGUUCACAUACGUAGCCACGGCCUAGAGUUAUGAUCCAUGUCUUAUAUUUGUUUUUACUUUUGUUUCUCGUCUCCUCAUCCUAUUCGUCAAUUAAGCUACGUACCGAAAGAGAGUUGCGAAAAAAAAAACUUUACUCAAUUUUUCAACUAAUGCAAGGAGCCGUCCAUUUAAAGGCUUCAAACGGCUGCGCGUUACAUUGCAUUAUAGUUUAUUGUACAUUUUCAUCGAUUUACUGUGAUAAUUUUACAGCCAUUCGAAAUAUUAUAACUGAAACUUCUUAGAUAUAAAUAAACUUUCAAAAUCUGCAUUUAUGUCGUUUUUUGUUCUGCGAAAAGAUUCAAUUUUCUCGAGAGUAUCUGUUUCGGGAGACUGUAGCUGAUAACAAAGCUUAAAGACCCCGAUUUUUAGCACUUUUAGUAGUGAGAAGAGAGAAGAAUAAUUUCAGGCUUUGCUUUGUUUUUCACAAAUUAUAAUGUGAUGAAUGGAUUGUAUAGGUCUGUAAAGACGCUGACCCGUCUUCGCUGUUAUCUAUGCGUGCGAAUUUCUGUUUUGUGUGUGUUUGUGAUACGUUAGUGUUAGUUUUGACAAGCUUGAAUUUUUGUAUUCUAUAUAAAAAACAAAAAAGAACUUAUUGUACUUUUUGGUUUUUUGGGAGGUUUUUUCUAUGCCUCGAUAUCAGUCCUUCGAAUUUUUCAAUCAAUUUUAGUUAUUCAGUGGCAUUAGUCGUUCAAGAAAUGCAGGAAGAGACUUCGAAGCCUUCAACCUCCGGAGACCCUCAGAGUGGCGGAUCUGUUUUGGAAGAAAUCAUGUGAGUCUCUUUUCAUUGAACAAUUCCGUUCAACAACUACAUUACAGUCAAACACAAGACGAACUUACAUUGCGUAUGGGCGAUGCGAAUAAAAGAUUGGAGAAGAAGAAUGCCGAAAUAGAAGAAUUUGUCAGUUUUAUUUUUUUAUGAACUGAUCCACUUGCAACGACUCGAAAAGGCAAUCGUUUUCAUAGAAGAGUCGCAACGAAAUUUUUUUUUGAAUAUUUUUUUUUCUAAAUGAGAAAGAACCUGAAACAAACAUCGCUAAUCUGGUUCGAGUUUGAAAGCUUUUUCUCAUGUUGCUCAUAAUAGCAUCUUCGAAAGAAGCUUUUUUUCAAGCAUAGGCAAAGUCGGAAAGGGUGGGUACCAGGUUUUAUAAAAAUUUUCCUUUUAGGUAGACAAAGGUUCCUUUGGCUGUCUUUUUGCGGCCUUUUUUGAGCCUCUCCUUUUUGGCGGCCAUUAUCCACCAUUACAACUUUGCCCGAGAGAAUGAAAUUUAAAAAAUUUUUUUGGUUUUUGUACUUUUUCGACAUGCUUCGGUUGCUUAUCGGAGCUCUGGGACUGUCUCCAAGAAAAACCAGAAAAACGGGGAAAACAUUUUUCUUGUUAAGACCUUGUCAAAAUGGGUCCACAAAAAAAUCUUAUCAUUUUAUAGAAAAAAAGCUAUGACUUUGAAGAAUUAUAUACUAAACUAUUAAAUGCCUACGUUUCACGCUUCAAAGAGCGCUAUAGAUUAAAAAAAAACAUUUAUCUAUUUCUUUUUCUUUUUUUCUUUCUCUCGUUUGAAAACUCGAUGGAAAUGGGCUCCUAGGACCGUAUCACAAAGUUUUCUAAUUGCAUAGUUUCCUCCGUGAGGACUUCCAAUAUCGCCUUUAUUUGCCUUUAAAGAGAUUUUAAGCUUUCGCCGGAGCCACCACAGCUGAAAAGUUCCUGAUUUGUAAUUGAAACUCUCGGAACGCGCUCUUUGUUUGUUUGUUCAACUGGCUUGCUUCAGGCUGUGGCUUAUUGCGUUAUUCUCGAUUUCCACAAUUAUUUCAACAUGUUCAACCAGAAUAUGCUUUUCCUAGCACGUUCUCAUUCUUUUUCAGUAAUGGUAGAAUCUCUUUCUUGUUCAAAUUAUCGCUCUGCGGUUUUUUCAUUUUAAUCUGAAGCGUUAGCAUCGAAGAAUGGGAAUUACGUGAAAGAUUAAUUGAUUUUCCCUGAGAGGUCUAUAGCUGAUUCACGGCUGGCUUGAGUCAUGGAAAAAAAGGGUCCUGACACGAUAAGAAUAGAGAUAGUGCUUGAUUUAUAGAUGGCGCAGACAUGCCACUUCUUUUUGCGUCCCAAGCUAGCCUUGGCUCUAACAUAAACAUAUGAAUUGGAAGAAUAUUGUGAAAAAUCAAGGUCAAUCUUUUUCGGUGUCUUCUCAAAUAGUUGUGUGAAAGAGAUUUUUCUCUUAAAUUUUUAUUUGCCGAGACCCUGAACAGUACUUUCAGCGAUUUGGUGGGAACGGAGAAAAAAAGGGUUUUUUUUGGACCCACAGAAAGAAACUGUCAACUUGACUUGUGCGUCAAAAAAGUGACUGCUUGUCAUAGCUGUCUGUGUCUGGAAAAAAAACCCCCGUAAAACGGAAUUUUGAUAUUUUUUAAGGUUCCUUCAAAAAACCAACUCUGUAAGAAUCAUGUCCUCAUCGUUUUUCAUGACGAAAUACUUAUUUUUUGAUAUAAAUAUGGAUCUCAGCUAGAAUUAUACUAUCUAAUAAGAAGUUUUUUUGAGUUUUCUCAAAACUUGAAUACGUAGUGUGUUGGUUGCAGCUUUGGUUGGCUCAAAAACGACUUCCACAGAUACGUGAAAUCGCGAAGGAUAUGGUAAAUAUUGUGGAACGGACCGAAGCUCUGCAAGCAAGAAUCGCCGCCCUCCAAAAGUUUGUUUUCCUUUUCUUUUAUCUCAGAAUGAUCUCAAAAAACGUUAUUAUCUUUUUCUUGAUUUAUUUUUUUUCUACAACGUACAGGUCCUUUUUCUGUGAGAGAUAAAAUUCGAUGUCAAAUUUCCUUUUUUUCCGAGCUUCAUAGACCUCAUUUGCCAAGUCUUGACACAGUUUGAUUCGUUAUCUCUUAUCGUUCCCUGAUUGAUUUAAAAAGGGAAAAAAUCACCAAAAAAGGAUAGUUUCACCCAGGGAAAAGAAGGCGGAGAGAAGCUAGACUGAUAUGAUUGAAAUGACUUUCAGAAACGUCAAAAUUUGAGUUUUUCAUGCACUUUCUCUGCUGAAAUCAAAUAUUUUGAAAAUGUUCAACUUAUAAUAACUAUUUCCCUUGUAUUGCUCAGAUUUUUUUCGUAAUUCAGUUCCAAUUUAAAACGCUUCUGCGCGUUCAAGUUUUUGAGCGCCGAAGAAAAACGAAAGAAAAUUAGAUUAUUCCCACUUGGUGCUUCACAGCCAACUUUCUUUUCUUCAUGUCUGUCUCAAGGCUUUUUUUACAUUCAUUCGUUUGAAUCGAGAUCAGUUGAAAAUAACCAUUUUUCAAGUUUCGUUAUUUAUUGUAAGGCACAACUUUUUCUUGGUGUUCUAUAAAGUCCCACUGAAAACAGCUUUUGAAGUAGAUUUGGACCUAUUAUUUUUCUUCGAACCCCAUAGGCUGUUUAUGAGUCUACUGUAUCGUUUGGAAUAAAAAAAAAUAUUUUUGGAGGUGUCCGAAUUUUCUUCAUUGAGACUUUCAAGGAGAUGUUAAUUUAUCAUAAACUCGUCUUUGUUUGGAAACAUUUUGAUAUUUUUUCUUGAAAAAAUAAGUUUCAUGAGUGGUUUCAAAAUAUCUGAAUUUGUUGGUCUAGCAUAGCUUUAAUAAAAAUGUAAAAAGUGUUCAGAGCCUCUGAAUCAGAGGUCCUUUUAUCGUAUUCUUUUUGAACACAUCGGAAAAAUUUUGCGAAAAAAAAUAUUCUUCAUUUUUCUAGGUUUACAAUCCUUUUUUUUUAAUGUUCUGUGUUCAUAUGGAAAGCGUUGACAUAAGAUAAAAACUUGCUUUCAAAGCAGUACAAUAAAAUAUUCUCCUCUUUUUGGCCUAAUAAAAGUAGCAGAAAACGUAAUUGUCAAGUCCAAAUGGUUCCUUUCAACUUUCCAAAUUUUUUAGAUCCUUUUUCAACUUGUAUCAAGUUUUUGCCGCUAGCCUCAAAAUAGUAUUCAAAGAAAGGAUAAUCGAAACCAAUUCCAAAAAAUCUGGAAUUCAGAGCUCUGUGUUGAGGGAAAAAGAAAUUGAGCUCUGCCUAGCCUUUUUUUCAAUCGACACAGAGGUUUCAAUUAAUUGCGUUUUUGUUUGCUCUCCGCUUUCCAUUUCUGUUUUCAAAGAAAACCAGAUUUUUCUGAAAUCUUCUUAUGACACUUGUUAGGGUAGAAACUCAGCACAUUAUCUGAGAAAGCUCCUUUUGCGUUUUCUUCACCUGGAAGAUGAGUACUUUCAGUAACCGGCGGCAAUAA
This is a messenger RNA of Caenorhabditis auriculariae, 7731 nucleotides long. The record is from the annotation of a GenBank genome assembly. NCBI's taxonomy places the organism in Eukaryota, Metazoa, Nematoda, Chromadorea, Rhabditida, Rhabditidae.